Durio zibethinus is the source of this 2698-nucleotide messenger RNA. The record is from RefSeq and is a predicted model, not a curated record. NCBI's taxonomy places the organism in Eukaryota, Viridiplantae, Streptophyta, Magnoliopsida, Malvales, Malvaceae.
GAAAAGUAUAGCAUGAAGAACUGGUCAUGUCGGUGGAAAAUAAAUAAAAUGAAAACAAAAACGAUUUCUUGCUUCUUCGUAUUUUUAUUUUAUUUUGUUUUAUUUUCACGGUAAUUUUAAAUUUCGAUAAAUAUUUUUAUAUCCAUAUUUUCUAAUCCGAAUCUCAACGCUCUCUGAAAAAUUCUGAUUCGCAAAGUCUAGGGAAGGGGAGCCCUUUGAUUGUUAACACUGAAAGAACUCAAACUUUACCAGAUUCAAAGGCAGCUUUCAUUACUUGAAAAGAAAUCGUAAAAGAAUCAAAUAAACAUACAAAAGGGAAAAACCCUUUUAACUUAUUUUUAGAAAGAAUCGGGAAUCUCUUGGGCUGAUUCAGGUUCUUCUCAAAUUCUACGUUUAUUUGUUUUUAUUAUUAUUAUUUAUGAUUUGAUGAGAGGAAUUGUUUUGAAGUUACAGAGAAGUUGAAGUUUUAUGAAGCUAAGCUUUCAUUGACUAAGGGGGAAAGCGAGUUGACUCAACGGAGCAACUUGCUGCUGCUAAAGGUCAAUUGGGGGAUUCGCUUUACACUUCAUUUUUCAAAAUAAAAGGAUAUUUGGUUAAGUUGGUUAAAAGUCAGUGAAAAUUACUUGGAUGAAGCUUGUUUGUGAAGCUGAGUUUACACAUUGAAACCGUACAAAAAGUUUGGUAAAUUUUGGACCCUCAAUUGAUUUGCUACUGUUUAAAGAGAUCCAUUGAGGUAUUGGGAUGGGCUGUAGGUGUUCAAAACUAUCUGCGUGUUGUUGGAGUUCGGAUCAGAAUGGAUCAAUUCCUGCAGCUGAUAAUGAUGAAAAUGAGGAAAAGGGUGAAGUUGAUGAUUUGCCUGCAUUCCGUGAAUAUUCAAUUGAAACACUCAAGAUGGCUACAUCUGGAUUUGCUGUGGAGAAUAUAGUUUCAGAACAUGGUGAGAAAGCUCCUAAUGUAGUUUACAAGGGCAAGUUGGAAAAUCAAAGGCGGAUUGCUGUUAAACGAUUUAAUAGAUCUGCAUGGCCUGAUGCCCGGCAGUUCUUGGAAGAAGCAAGAGCUGUUGGACAGCUUCGGAACCACACAUUGGCAAAUUUACUUGGUUGUUGCUGUGAAGGUGAUGAAAGGUUACUUGUCACAGAAUUUAUGCCUAAUGACACAUUGGCAAAACACCUAUUCCAUUGGGAAGCACAACCAAUGAAAUGGGCAAUGCGACUAAGGGUUGCUUUGCAUCUUGCAGAAGCUCUAGAAUACUGCACCAGCAAAGGACGUGCCCUGUAUCAUGACCUAAAUGCUUAUAGAAUUGUUUUCGAUGAUGAUGGCAACCCUAGACUUUCAUGCUUUGGUCUGAUGAAGAACAGUAGAGAUGGUAAAAGUUACAGUACAAACCUGGCAUUUACUCCUCCUGAGUAUUUGAGGACAGGAAGAGUAACACCAGAAAGUGUAAUGUAUAGUUUUGGCACCCUUCUGCUUGAUCUUCUCAGUGGAAAACAUAUUCCUCCAAGUCAUGCACUGGACCUUAUACGUGACAGGAACAUUCAGACUCUGAUAGAUUCUUGUUUGGAAGGGCAAUUUUCAAAUGAUGAUGGGACUGAGUUAGUGCGUCUAGCAUCACGAUGUUUGCAAUAUGAGCCCCGGGAACGGCCAAAUCCAAAGUCAUUAGUUGCUGCUCUAGUUCCUCUUCAGAGGGACAUUAAGGUUCCGUCUCAUGUAUUAAUGGGCAUACUUCAUGGUGCUGAUGCUGUACCUUUAUCACCGCUUGGGGAAGCCUGCUUGAGAAUGGAUUUGACUGCCAUUCAUGAGGUCUUAGAAAAACUUGGAUAUAGAGAUGAUGAGGGUGUUGCUACUGAGCUUUCAUUCCAGAUGUGGACUAACCAGAUGCAGGAAACAUUGACAUCGAAGAAAAAGGGUGAUGUUGCUUUUAGGCAUAAAGAGUUUAGAGCUGCCAUUGAAUGCUAUACCCAGUUCAUUGAUAUUGGAACCAUGGUUUCCCCAACAGUUUAUGCUCGGCGUAGUUUGUCUUACCUCAUGAGUGACAUGCCCCAAGAAGCCCUCAAUGAUGCUAUGCAAGCACAAAUGGUAUCUCCUAUUUGGCAUAUUGCAUCCUACUUGCAAGCUGCUGCUCUAUUUGCUCUAGGAAAGGAAGACCAGGCACAAGCUGCUCUCAGGGAGGGUUCCGAACAUGAAAAUAAAAAGAAUGCAACUUCUUAGACAAUGAUCGAAGCUAAAAUAAGCCACUCUCCAAUCAACCUGAAGAUGACCAUCCAUUGGGCGCCUCUCAAUUUUCAGGCAAGAAAGAGAACAGGUUUUUAACCUCAAAAGAAACCAUGGGAUAAGAUGAACACAUAUAACAUCGAACUUCUCUGUGCAUGACUGGUUUGGUUCAUGGUCAGAUUGAAACAUUCUUUUACAAGAUAUUGGAUGUGGGUUGGUUUUGAUCAGUUUGACAGGAAUACAAUGAUCUUGGUGAAAUAAGUAGGGAACAAAUUAUAUUAUACGUAGAGAAGGGUUUAGUUGUUUAAAAUGCAUUUUCAUAGGGUGAAUAGAAGAUGUUAUGCUUGUAAUUUAUGUACAGUACUACUGAUUUGCUCAUCUAGUGAUGAAAUUGGCUGUUUUCUACCUCAGAUUUGAUUUCAGAUUCAUGAUUUGAAUGGAAUUUUUUCAUGUCCAUUUAUAAAUGGAAUUGAAUGAUAAAUUGAAG